Messenger RNA from Seminavis robusta, 3441 nucleotides. The record is from the annotation of a GenBank genome assembly. NCBI's taxonomy places the organism in Eukaryota, Bacillariophyta, Bacillariophyceae, Naviculales, Naviculaceae.
AUGACUGACCCUGAAUGCUCCACGAAGAAGAAGAAGCUCGACUUUGAUCGGCUGGGUCACUACCACGAGAAGGAACUGCACCAACUGGAAGUGUUAUGCCGUCGGCGUCAACAGCUGCCUGCAUCUACUGGUGGUGGCGCUGCCCAUCCGAGCGGCGAGUUCCUGUUCACAACCACAAGCGUGAUCGUUGAAGCAGAGAGUGGCACUGGGAAAAGUGCGCUUUUGGAUGCCCUGUGCAGCGAGUUGGAGAAGGGCGGGGUGCCGGACAACCAUUGUUUUCGCACGGUCACAACCAGCGCGUGUUUUUACUGCCGAGGCAAGUUCGAAGAACGAGCAGCUGCAUCAGAACCCUUUGCCGCCAUUCGGGACGCCAUGGGUGGGCUCUUUGAGGGUAUUAUAAGCCGGAAUGCUGCUUUUGAUGCCACUUGCAUCCGACAAACUUUGGGGCCUGACCUGGGGAUUCUCAUGGCGGUGUUUCCAAAUCUAAAGACAGUGUUGGGAGUACCUGACAACACUACUACGUCUGUUGUGGAUGAUAAGGAUGAUGGCAAUCUUGCCACAUUGGAUGGAUUUGGCAACAUGACACAAAUGGAGUGGAGAUUUGAACGUCUACGCUUUGCCUUUCGUGCACUGAUACGGCAUGCCCAACAAUAUGGGAACGUGGUGCUACUGCUCGACGAUCUACAUAAUGCAGACCUGGACAGUAUGGAGCUGAUCAAGACCCUCAUUCUUGAUUCCAUCACGUUUUGCCAAGCAAACGGAUGCUUCACCUUUGUGGGGACAUCCCGACCACUCGAGGGGUAUCGGCACCCGAGACAGCUGGUGGAAGAUGUUCCCGAUGAUGCACUCACUGUGAUGGGUGUCUGGAAGCUGUCUACCGAGUGCAUUGCGACAAUCUGCAACACAUUGAUGGACGGACCAGGCAUGUCUAACAAUUCGCCUUCCCAGGAGACGAUGGAACUUGCGGGGUGCUUACGAGAAAAGUCAGGGGGCAAUGCGUUUGUGCUUCUCCAGCAUCUGCGGCGUUUGGAACAGCAAGAGUUGAUAUAUCAUGCCAUGGACGAAGGAAAUAUACACGAACAACAAUGGAAGUGGAUUAUUGACAGAAUACAGGAGGAUGUCAGUAAGAAUGAAAAUGUCAAUGAAAUCGUGGCGAAUGGCAUCGAAACGCUGAACACACAGACCAAGUCAGCAUUGAUUGUGGCGGCAUCCUUUGGCGUGUCGCACUUUGAUUUGGCCACCAUCAUUCAUGCCAUUCCCGUCGUGGCUUCAUCAUGUUUGAAUCAGGGUGAAGCCAAAGUGGAGAUGCCGUUAGCAGAUGAGUUUGACAGCAGUGAUCCGUACGUGGUUCGACAAUCCAUGAAACUCUUUGGCGUUGAGCUCUCAAAGGCUGUCGAGCUUGGGUAUAUUAUCGAGCUGUCUCCUCCAGGUCGCUUCCAGUGGGUUCAUGAUAGAGUUCGAGAAGCAGCGUACUCUCUCAUACCAGAGGGGCGCGUGAGGCAAGAAAUGCAUCUUGAGAUUGGUCGCCAGCUUCGAUCUUUUAUGGAUAUCCAAGGAGAGCUUGGGGCAACCUCCGGCUUUUCAGAGGAAGAACUCUUGCUUCAUUGCAUGAAACAGCUGAACGCUGGUAAGACCUUCAUGACGGACAACUGGGAACUCCUGGACUUGGCCGACCUGAGUUUCCAGGCUGCGGAACAUGCUGCACAGCAACUCUCCUUCUCCUCGGCUAUGGAAUACUUGCAGCUUGGCAUUGACUGUCUACCACCUGAUUCCUGGAGAGAUCACUAUGAUCUCACACUCAAACUCCAUGUGGCUCUCAUGAGAAUGCAAUACUCGUUGACACGUCUUGAGGAUUGCGUGGAAUCCGCUGAAGAUAUUCUGGAGCAUGCACGUGUCUUCAAAGAAAAGCGAGCAGCGUAUCACACCAUUCUCCUGUCCAGGUUGCAACAACAGCGAUUUGGCCAGGGCAUCAAUUUUGGUCUCUCGGUUUUGGAUAAGGAGUUGGGUAUCAAGAUUCCUCAACGGUGCAUCCUGCCCCGCGCCAUUGUCGGCUACUUCAAAUGCGCCCGGCGCUUCAAGACCAUGUCAGACAAAGAGAUUAUGAGCAUGCCUAUGACUGAGGAUGAACGCACCCAGGAUGCCUCUGAGCUCUUUAUGCGGAUCUUUGAGUUGUCUUUUAACGGCGACGACGACUUUGCGGCAUAUGGAAUCUUCCUGGGGGUAAAGAUGAUUGAGUACCUUUUCCAGGACGGUCCUGGACCAGUCACCUUUGUCGCCUUGGUUGCGUUUGCACAAAUAGCUGUCUUCCUUGAUGACUUCGAGACUUCCGAGCGGUCCCACAUGCUUGGUUUGGCUUUUCUUGAGCGCGGAAGAAAGCUCUACCCGAGCCUGGCUGCGAGAUGGGAACUGUUGCACGGCGUCUCAGCGCCACUGGGAAGCCAUCCUGUCCAAGAUACUGUCGAGUCAAUGAGGAGAGCCAUGGCAGAUAUGAAGGAACUGGGUGCAUUGGACUAUAUCUUUAUGGAUAGCAUGGAGUAUCUGAGACGAUGCUUUGUUGCUGGUAAACCCUUGGGUUGGGUAGCACAGCAGUGUGAGAAGCAUUGUGAGCUUCUCAAAGACUACAAGCAGAACUUGCAAUGGAUCAACAACGCUCCAUUACACCAGGCCGUACAAAAUCUCCGGCUGAAAGAUGUGGACGACAACGUGACAGAACUGGCCGGGGAGCACCUGAACAAAGCAGAUGUGCCCCUUGAUAGCAGUCCCAUGGCGCUCUACCAUUACCACUUUUACACAAUGGUGCUUUGUUACCACUUCAAUGACUACCACUCUGCCAAGACUAUGAUCAAGCGUUUGCCCAAGGACAUUUGGAUGUCAGGAGUGGCAUUUUUUGUCCCUACACGUAUUCUUUAUACGGGCUUGGUCUAUACCGGCCUCUGUCGGACAUCGCAACGCCAACGAUUCAAGUACCGCUCUCGAGCUCAAUCUGCCAUGAAACAUCUUCGUGGUUGGGCAAGCAAGGGUGUCCUCAGCUGCGAGUAUAUGUCAUACUUGCUGCAGGCAGAACUGUUGGCCUGCCCCGUAGUUGGCAAGGUCAAUUUCUCGAAUGUCCUCGGCCUUUACGACAAGGCCAUCGCUUCCGUCACAGAACUUGGCAUCCUCCAUCACAUUGCUCUUGCCAAUGAGCUCGUGGGCAUGUUUGCCUGGAAGCACGGAGGAGGAGGAUCAGGACUCGCUGGCAGCUACAUGUUGGAAGCACAACGUUACUAUGCCGAGUGGGGAUCUCGAGCCAAAGUUCAAGACGUGCAGAAUCGUUUUGGUGACGUUUUGAAUAUGAAAGGCAAACAGUCUCAACUACCAUCCUCAUUGGUUCGUUCGGUGGGAACGACCGUGACUGUCACUCAGGAUGAGCCUUCCUCGACGAGCUCGAUACGAAUUCAAUAG